UAACAGAGCAGCACACAGCGCAUUAACAACAAUGGCAGCCAGCAACGUUAUCUUCAACCUCUCAAGGUCCUCGUUUCCUCAGUCCCAGGCUUCACGGUCCCCCGGUCACUCUGUUAAAACCUCCAAUGUCUGCUUAUUCACUUCCUCCUCCAACUUCUCCAAGGUUGGAAAUGCGGGUCAGAAGAGUAGGUACUCAAGUUCUCGCCGGGCGUAUGACGACAAGGACUGGAGCACUAAAGCAAAGCAAACCCUCGACGAAGAUAUCGAGAGUGGAAAACAAAGCUUCGAGGAACUAAAAGGAGCAGCGACGGAGUACGCCAAGGACACGGCGGAGAACUUAAAAGGCGCAGCAGCGAGUAUCGGGGAGAAGGCCAAGGAGGGGUCUGAUAAGGUAGUGGAGUCCGCAGAGAGUGUCAAGGAGAAGGUACAGGGGUAUGCAGAUGAUGCAACACAGAAGACGAAAGACGCGGCGGAGACUAUAGCAGCGAAGGCCAAGGAGGACACUAACAAGGCGGUGGAGAGCGCUGAGAGUGCCAAGGACAAGACUUUCAAUGCGGCGGAGAGUGGGGCGGAGACUGUGAAAGAUAAAGUGAACGAGGGGACGAGCCAGACGGCUGAGGCAGUGAAGAAUUUGAAGUUGUAAACUUGUAAUUGGUAAAUUCUGCUGCGCGGUGGUAUAGCAUGCAGCACCCUAUUUGUAAUUGACAUAUUUGCACGUACGUACGCAUGGGUUGAUGGAAACAUUAGCAUA
Argentina anserina (silverweed cinquefoil) is the source of this 751-nucleotide messenger RNA. RefSeq names its product desiccation-related protein PCC3-06-like. The transcript has 2 exons. The record is from RefSeq and is a predicted model, not a curated record. NCBI's taxonomy places the organism in Eukaryota, Viridiplantae, Streptophyta, Magnoliopsida, Rosales, Rosaceae. The coding region runs from base 32 to 643 and encodes 203 amino acids.